Molecule: messenger RNA, 414 nt
Organism: Penicillium argentinense
Lineage: Eukaryota; Fungi; Ascomycota; Eurotiomycetes; Eurotiales; Aspergillaceae
Product: WD40 repeat domain-containing protein
Exons: 2
Coding region: 1-414 (137 amino acids)
Molecular function (GO): protein binding
Source: RefSeq, a predicted model, not a curated record
AUGGGAUCCAGUACUGGCCAGUGCGUAGCAGCCCUCGAGGGACAUGGUGACUGGGAGGGCUUAAUUUCCUGGUUGCAAGAUGGAAGCACACUUGCGUCAGCGUCCUCUGAUAACACCGUGAGGAUUUGGAAUCCGGCCACUGGCCAUGACGCGGUAAAAUCAACUUUUUGGUCGCAAGAUAGCAGUCGACUCGCAUCAACGUCAGAUGAUCACACAUGGGAUCCGGCCACCGGCCAGAGUGUGUCAACUCUCAAGCGCCAUAGUGCCUGGGUAAGCUCGAUUGCUUGGUCGCACGAUGGCAUGCAUCGGCUCCCUUUGUCGCCUGCUGAUUAUCGAUCGUCCGUUGCUCUGUUUUUGGUAUAUGUGCAACAACUUUGGCAGUCGGCAGUUCAUCAGGUAACAUCGUAUGUCUAG